Molecule: messenger RNA, 1113 nt
Organism: Helianthus annuus (common sunflower)
Lineage: Eukaryota; Viridiplantae; Streptophyta; Magnoliopsida; Asterales; Asteraceae
Product: probable inactive heme oxygenase 2, chloroplastic
Exons: 4
Coding region: 99-1031 (310 amino acids)
Biological process (GO): heme oxidation; phytochromobilin biosynthetic process
Molecular function (GO): heme oxygenase (decyclizing) activity
Source: RefSeq, a predicted model, not a curated record
UCAAAUUGGGGAUAGAGCACAGCGUUGCCCUGCAAGUCUGCAACUAUCAAACAACCCUAUUUUCCGAUUAACCGGAGAACCACCAGAAAAACACCACCAUGAAACCACCACACAUAGCAGCAGCAACUGUAAACCUACCGACGACAUUCACACCCUCACCACAACCAACUCGAACCUCACUCCAUUAUCCUCUCCACUCAACACCCACACGAAUAACCCUAACAAAUUCAAUUAGGGUUCCAUUCAUCUCCUACUGCAUAAACUCAACUACCACCGAUUCUUCAACAAUUUCACCACCACAAGACGAAUCUUCGCCAAACAACCUGCUGCCGCCGGUGAAGAAGAAGCGGAAGGCGUACCGGCGGCUCCGGCCAGGGGAAGCGCAAGGGAUUACUGAAGAAAUGAGAUUUGUUGCGAUGAAAUUACGUGAAAAGAAGCUGAAACUUGAGACUGAUAAAUUGGAUGAGAGAGAAGGUGACGGUUCCAAUGACGAUGAUCGGACGUGGGAGCCGGAAUUGGAUGGGUUUUUGAGGUAUUUGGUUGAUAGUGAGUUUGUUUUUAGGACGGUUGAGCGGAUGGUUGAUGAAUCUCAAGAUGUUUCUUUUGCAUACUUUAGAAACAGUGGAUUAGAAAGAUCUGAAAGCUUUGCAAAGGAUAUAGAAUGGCUUGGCCAACAAGAUGUAACCGUACCUGAACCUCUGUUUACAAGCAAGAAGUAUGUCAAGUAUUUGGAAGAACUUGCAGCCCAAAGUCCCCCUUUGUUCUUCUGUCAUCUCUACAAUAUUUACUUCUCACACAUUGCAGGCGGUCAAGUGAUUGCAAGAAAGGUUUCUGAAAAGUUGCUAGAGGGCAAAGAGCUCGCGAUUUGCCAAUGGCCCGGGGACCCUGAAGAGUUGCUAAAGGGCAUGCGAGAUAAACUUAACGCGUUGGCACAGCAUUGGUCGAGAGAUGAGAAGAACAAAUGCUUAAAAGAAACAAACAAGUGUUUCAUGUAUAUGGGAACGCUAAUUCGUCUAAUUAUCAUGCGGUGAACCGAAAAGUUAAUCACAAUGUAUUGCUUCUAAAGUUUUGUAAUGAACUGUCAUUUGCAUGAGUAUGAUAUAACUUCUAUUA